Molecule: messenger RNA, 4586 nt
Organism: Chelonoidis abingdonii (Abingdon island giant tortoise)
Lineage: Eukaryota; Metazoa; Chordata; Testudines; Testudinidae
Gene: KCNIP4
Product: potassium voltage-gated channel interacting protein 4
Biological process (GO): regulation of potassium ion transmembrane transport
Cellular component (GO): voltage-gated potassium channel complex
Molecular function (GO): potassium channel regulator activity; calcium ion binding
Source: RefSeq, a predicted model, not a curated record
CAGUCAGUUAAUUUCCACCGUACAGCACAAGGUUGCUUUUCACCAUUGCAACUUUUUUUCAAAACAAAAUAUUGGUAAAAUCCUCUAAUUUCCCUCUGAUUACGAACUGGCUUGAAGACUGGAAUGAUUUGUUUGUUUGAAGAAUGUUGACGUUAGAGUGGGAGUCAGAGGGACUGCAAACAGUGGGUAUUGUUGUGAUUAUAUUUGCGUCUCUGAAGCUGCUUCAUUUGCUGGGACUGAUUGAUUUUUCAGAAGACAGCGUAGAAGAUGAAAUGGAAAUAGCCACUGUGCGGCAUCGGCCUGAGGCUCUUGAACUGCUGGAAGCACAGAGCAAAUUCACAAAGAAGGAACUUCAGAUUCUGUAUAGAGGAUUCAAGAAUGAGUGUCCCAGUGGGAUUGUUAAUGAAGAGACCUUCAAAGAGAUUUAUUCUCAGUUCUUUCCACAGGGAGAUUCUACAACCUAUGCACAUUUUCUCUUUAAUGCAUUUGACACUGAUCACAAUGGAUCUGUGAGUUUUGAGGACUUCAUUACGGGUCUCUCAAUUUUACUCCGAGGGACAGUACAAGAAAAACUCAGCUGGGCUUUUAAUUUGUAUGAUAUAAAUAAGGAUGGAUACAUAACUAAAGAGGAAAUGCUUGAUAUUAUGAAAGCUAUAUAUGAUAUGAUGGGAAAAUGCACUUAUCCUGUUCUCAAAGAGGACGCCCCCAGACAACAUGUGGAAACAUUUUUCCAGAAAAUGGACAAGAAUAAAGAUGGGGUAGUUACCAUAGACGAAUUCAUUGAAAGCUGUCAAAAAGUAAGUAAUGAUAAAUGUGAGCUAUUUAGUUACUUCCAUCAGCUGGCUAAAUGGUUGUCACAUGGUAUUACCAAUUAGGAUUUGGAUGUAAAGAUGUAGCUUACACUUCUAGGCACCUUUACAAAAAACUGGCUCUGGCAAACUGUUCUACAAAACAGUCAGUUACAUAUGCAAACAUAUACAAUAUUUGUAUGCAUAGAGGUGAUAGUUUUUGAAAAGCUAAUGUUCACCUAUUCUAUUAGUGUGUUUGCAUCCUCUCUUCCUGUGCAAAGCUACCAUGUAGUAGACAAACUGUUUGUUAUGUGAAUAUUUAUUUGAGUCUUGUGAUGGGUACAUAUCUGCCAGAACUCACAUUUAUUCACUGUGGGAUAACUGAAUGUGCUAUUAUUUAAGAACUUAUCUACAGUUAGACAAGACAGCCUUAUAAAAAUAAGUAUUAUUUUUUUCAUAAUAAAAUUGCAGAAAACACCAAAGCUACUUGUUAUUUGUACAUUGUACAAGGUUACAAGCUAUUAGAGGAGCAUGGUACAUACGGAGGGUGUCAUAACUACAUUAGAUCAAGUGUUGAGAUCCAAACCGGGAAAAGGGCAAGCAACAAUUGAUUAGACCACACAGAUUGAUUUUCUUGAGAAAAGAACUGUCAAUGGCUAUAACAAACUAAACCCAUCAAUUCUGUCUAACAAUAAAUACAGUAAAGUACAGUAUAUUUCAAUGGACAUACCAGCUCUAUUUGGAUUUUCUUGGAUACGGGAAAGGAUAUUAGGAAAAACAACAAUAAGAGUCAAUGUAUUGCCUUUUUGGUAUAUGAGAGAAGGGGGCCAGCAAUACAGAAUGGGUAAACAAGACAUGUCUAUCCAUGAACAACAAUUUAUAAACAUCUUGUAUCUCAAAAGCUGCACAGGAAAUAUAAAAGAUGGUAUGGACUUUUGUUUUUUUUUUUUUUUUACUUGCAUCUCUAGGUAUUCCAUGGGAAAUUCCUGUUGGAUCAAAGACAAGGGGAUAGUGAAAGGGUAUAGAGACCUAGUCAAUGAUGUACUACUAUUCUUAACAGCACUUCUCGUGGUGGCUGACAAGCUUUGGAUACCAUUGACCAUAGUGUUGAUGGUGUUCUUUGCAGUGGAUCCACUCCUAAGUUUGCAGUGUUGCUGAGUAAGUUUUAGUUCCUGGAGAGAUCUGAUAUAGGGUGCUGUAGGGUUUUAUCUUGUCACUUCUCUUGUUCAGUAUGGUCUGGAAGGCUGCUCAGGCAGACUGAUACCAGUAGGCAGAUGGCAUUCAUCUGUCCCCCUCUCAUUAAAUGCCAAUUCUGCUAUUUCCUCAGUGCCUAACAGAUUUGGAUAAGUCUGGGUAUAAAAUUACAGAUGGAGUCUGGACAAGAUGGCAAUGAUGCGGAUAGGUAGGAAAAUUCAUCUAUAGGAAUGGAGGAGAUUGUGCAGUAAGGGCUACAAUGUGGUUAUUUUCCAGAAUGAUUCAUGGCUUAAGCAGGCUGUUAUAGCCUUUGCUGUUUCUGAGUAAUCACAUAUGUUGGCACUGGGCAGUUAUAGUCCAUCUCUGAUUCAUAGCAUGAGUGACAACCUUUAAAUCCCUACAUACUUUGGGCCCCAGUAAUUUGGGAACUCAUCUCCUACAUCUUGCUGGGGCUGUUAGGGUGUUGGGCAUCAAUGCCUGGAACUUAGCUUUUCAAGACUAUCAGCAGAUAUUCUCAGUGUUUUGUUUUUCUCCAUACUCCUUAAAACCCACAUUUGAUGAGCUUCAGAUCACUCAAAAGAGAGCUUAAUGAUCAGCAUGGUUGGGUUAGAUAUGGACACUUUGUUGAGGCCAACACUAAAAAUUACAAGUGGCAACAUGGAAGAUGACACGUCAAGCAUCUAAUCACUCUUGGCCAAACAAUCUUUUUUUUUUUUUUUAAUUUCCAACUGUAUACAUCUAGCUUCGGUAUUGUAGCCAGACUUAAUUUCAUAGAUUCUAUCUUUAUUAUUAAACAAUGAAAUUUUUCACUGCUCAUUAUACUUCUUGCAAUAGGUUCACUCUUAUCUUUUAUUCAUCAAUUUUAGAGAUAAAACAAUACAUAUAUGAACCAAAAACUGAGAGAAAUUCUCUUCUGUAAAAUUAUUCUGUGUAACUGCAUUUCCACAGUGUGUUUCUGAAAUACAAUUAUUUCAGAAUAGCAGGAUCAAAAUCAGCCUUCAGCUGCCAAUGCCAGUACCAGCUCCUUGUUUUAUUUAAAAAUGGUUGUGUGUGUCUGUAUUAGCCCAUAUCACCAAGAUUAAUAUGUUAGUUAAUAUGCAUAGUGUGAAAUGCAGUUAUUCUGAUACUUUUCUAUAAUUUAAGAGUUGAUACUGUAAUUGUGUUUGCUACACUUGCCACCCAGCUAUAGUUGGAUAAUUGUACAUAGAUGAAACUAAUGUAGUUAGUAGUCUUCUACAGUAGUUAUUAACUUAAAAAACCCCUGUAACUUCUCAGGCCAAUAGCACUGAUUACAAUUUCAAUAUAUCAGCGGUCUUGCAUAACGGAUAAUAAAGAGAGCCCAAGAAUACCACUAGAUUUAAUUGCAUUGGUCUAAAACCCUAUACUAGCACUAUCGUCAGUUGUCUAACAAGAUAUCUGAUUGUUAUUAGCUCAGAAUGAAUAAAUUAUUUCGAACAGCCACUGAUUUAUAGUUGAAGUACAAAGCAACAUCACAAUGUUGAUGGAAUAGGAAGACUAAGAACAGAUUCACUUGUUCAUUUCCUAUUUCGGAAGUGAGAAAGAGUGUUGAAAGAAGCUUUUAAAACACAGGCUAGACCUAUGUUUAGCUGUCAGGCCCAACAUUUUCCUGAAAAAAGACUGUAAGAAGUGGGACAGCUGUACAGUGCAGUGGGUAAAAAGUGGGCUUGCUACCAUUAUGAAGACUGGUGUGCUAUCCUAUUAUUAAAGAGGAAAUUUGGACAGCUUUCCACACAGCAUCACAAGUCUAGUUGUAGAGACAUUUUUUUGCUGGUAGGUAAUUCGUAUUUAUUGAUUCUGUUUAGAACAUCAUAUAAAGACGAGUUUUGUUGUUGGAUUUGUUAUGAAGUAUUUUACUACUGCUUAUCACAUCUGACCUCAUUGAGUAGAAUGAAUAAUCAAGUGGAGGGAGGCUCUAUUGGCUGCAAUUCAAUCCAUAUAAGACAGAUAAAGUUGGUUGGGGGAAGGAGCCAUAUGAUUAUACAGAUAUAAUAUACUUCAGUGAGAGAGUACAAAUGCCGUUUGUUAAAUAUGGCUGCAGAAGUCAUGCGGUUUUAAGAAGACACUUGAUUGCUCCUAGAUGCCCAGGUUAUGGACAUGGACAAAUACACUUUCUUCUAACUGCACUUGCUGAGACAAGAUCAUCAUUUUCACUCCAAUGUGUCCCUUGCUACAGUUACCCUCACCUUGAGAUUAGUUUAUGGUAAUUAGCUACAUGCCAAGACCACUUGGAAACUAGAGCUAGAGAAGAACAUAGGCUAGUUUAUUAGGUGAAGUUUUGUGCUGAGAGUUUAUUGUCAAUAAGCUUUUGGGUGGAAUUCAAGGCAAGGAUUUUAACCUAUUAAGAAAGCCCAGAAUAAUUUAGGCCCUAAUUACAUGAGAGAUCACAGUUGAAACGGAGCUGGAGCUACCUUGAUCUAGGAGACAGAACGCUUCAUAGGAUACUCUCUACUCUUAAAUUCACUCUUCCUUUGGUCCAAACCUUAAGCACAUGCAUGACCAAAUUAUUUUCUUAGGUAUUGAGAGGUGGACAAUACGGGGUAGUUUUAAUGUGACUGCUGAGAGGCGUCAUCAUUAUAUUUAUUU